AAUGACAUUCAUUGUCAAUAUUUACGUCUGUCAGGAAUCUGACAGUGUCAUAACAAAAGGAGUAUUUCUGCAAUAUUAAAUGUAAUUACGAAUUGUAGCUAUAAAUAUGGCUAAAUUUUGCCUUAAAGACAGUGAUGAGUACUAUCUAGCUCUAUCUGACCAGCCAAAACGCUUCGACGCUGAUAGUCCCGUGACAAACGUAUUUUUUGACGACAGCAAUGGACAAGUAUUCACAGUAAGGUCUGGGGGAGUAACAGGCGUGACGGUGAACGGUAUGGAAGAAUCGAAAUCUACUUCCUUUCGAAUGGAAGACCGAGGGCCUAUUAUAUCCAUUAAGUUUUCUCCAGACCUAAAAAUAUUAGCCAUACAGAGAAAUCAUGACAAUCAGAAUGCUACCGUAGAGUUUGUAAACUUUAACGAUCUGACGCCCACUAAUGUAGAGUACUCUCAUACAUGUAAAUGGAAGAAUGCAAAGAUAUUAGGCUUUGUUUGGCCGAGAGUUAAUGAAAUAGCAUUUAUAACAGACCAUGGUAUAGAGCUGCUACAAGUUCUGCCUGAAAAGAAACAGUUGAAGAGCUUGAAGAAUACUACAUUCAGCUGUGCUUGGUUCUCCUGGUGCUCUCAGAGCAACAUAGUGCUGCUCGCUGGCAACAAUGGAGUGCUGUUACAGCCAUUCUCACUGAACAACUCUACUAUUACUAAGCUGCAGAAGUUGGAGUUGGACAUGACGAAGCCAGUAGUCGAGCGCGACGUGUUCAUCCUACGGCUGUGCGAGGCCACCUGGUGCGCCGUGUUCCGCCACGGACACUCCGCCACCGUCAGCUCUCCCGGACCCACCGAGGUAUGGUUGAUGCCGAUCACGGGCCCCAGCGGCUACCACUACACGCACGUGCUGAAGACGGGCCUGGUGGGCAGGUUCGCUGUCAACGUCGUCGACGAUCUUAUCGUAGUGCAUCAUCAGUCGAGUCAAACAUCUCAGCUGUUCGAUAUAAUGGAGGACUCGAAGCCGGAGAACAACAUCAUGAUCCACAUCCCGGUGGUGCCCGGGGUCAGCAUGAAGCCCGCGCGCGUCGGGGAACAACUCUGCCCUAUGUAUUCUGACACAUGGGUGGUGUUUCAACCUGACUACAUUAUAGACGCGCGUCUCGGCUGUCUGUGGCGGGUCAAGCUCAUUCCCAGCGGAUUGGCGCACUCGGUACCAAAAGACGAGAUAGCCAAAAUAGUAGCUGUGCUGCUGCGACGUACAGACGGCAAGGACACGAUCUACAGGAUCGUGCACCAGCUGGUCACGGAGGCGGGCACCUACCUGGUGCAGCUGUCUGAGGUCUUCGACGAAAUACACUCGGUUUACAGGAAGUGGGCGGACCUGGAAGUGGCCCGCAACACGGCGGGGCAGGCGGCGGAGCUGGCGCGGCCGCCGCACAUCUUCCGCGUGCUCAUCUCGCAGAGCGACAUGUGCGGCCACGUGCUGCAGCAACACGCCGACGACAAGUAUCUCGUGCAGGUGGUGACGGCGUACGUGGCGUCGCUGUGCCGGCAGGCGCUGGUGGUGCAGCAGGCGGCGGGCGAGCUGGCCGUGCGCGCGCUGGUGACGCGCGGCGCGGCGGGCCGGCUGCGGGCCGCCCUGCGCCGCGGCCUGCUGGGCGACGCGCGCCCGCUGGCCUGCGCGCUGCUGUCGCUGGGCCACCUGGACGCGGGCGCGGCGCAGCUGGCGCUGGACAUGCUGUGGCGCCUGCGCGGCCACGACGACGUGGUGGAGGUGCUGCUGAGCCGCGCCGAGCCCGUGGCGGCGGCGGGCGCGGCGCGCGCGGCCGGCGCCUGGCCGCAGCUGCCGCCGCGCAAGCUGCUGGCCGCCGCGCGCGCCAGCGGCGCUCUGCCCGCCUUCGUGGCCCUGUACCACGCCCUGCGCGCGCGCAACGAGCGUCUCAGGGGCUCGCCGCACUUCCUCAAGGCUGAACAAUGCGACAGUUACGUCGAGUAUUACAAACAGAUCACCGCGGAACAAUAACCAUCAGUUACUUUCAAACAAACGUCUAUUAUAAACGUUUACUACAACUAUAACGUGUGAACAACCUUCUUUAUAAUAAUAACUAGCUUUACACCGCGGUUUCGCCCGCGAGGAGAUCGGUUAUAGCCGCAUUGCCUUUUCUUUCAAGUUUUCCUGACUAACUCCAUACCACAUUUCAUCAAAAUUGGUGAAGCUCUUUGAACGUGAAGAGGAAACAAAUAUUAUCUUUUAUAUUAUAUAUUUGUGGAAAGAGUGAUGAAAACAAAUAGUACAUGUUUAUCAUAAUGUAUAAGGAACGGAAAUUAGUUUGGCCGUGUGUUUGUUUUGACAUAGACACUCAUCUUGACGAAAUUGACAAGACCUAAAUAGGCAUAAAAAAGGUCGCACUACUGACGCUUUUAACUUUGGAACCCUGGUUAGGCGCCCAAUUAUUAAAACCAACGUUGUGAAAACAAAAUUAAAAAAAUAUAUAUACGGGAAGGGUGUAUUGAAAAAUUAAGUUAUAAUCUCUUAUAUUGUUUUACUCUGCACUUGUCCAAUGAUAUUUAUAUUAUUAGAUCUAUUAGAAUUAUUAUGGAAUGGUACCUAAAGGGUUAAACCUUAAUGAUGUUUAUACUAUAUUUAAAUUUAUAAUAAUAAUUUUGACAAAACAUUUACAUUAUAAAAAUGUAUGUGAAUAGUAAAUACAGAGAUGUUUGUAAAAAUGUUGAAUAGUUAUGUAAUUAAGUAAUGCAAUGUAUAUUUUGUUAUGAAUAUAAAUGAUGUUAUUUUCGAAA
Messenger RNA from Trichoplusia ni (cabbage looper), 2784 nucleotides. RefSeq names its product regulator of MON1-CCZ1 complex (gene Bulli). NCBI's taxonomy places the organism in Eukaryota, Metazoa, Arthropoda, Insecta, Lepidoptera, Noctuidae. Bases 107 to 2008 code for a protein of 633 amino acids. The transcript is spliced from 11 exons. The record is from RefSeq and is a predicted model, not a curated record. Gene Ontology annotation, biological process: regulation of autophagy. Gene Ontology annotation, cellular component: late endosome membrane; Mon1-Ccz1 complex; lysosomal membrane.